CAAAUGGCAGUGGGAAUCACAACCACAACAACGUUGAAAACUUAAAUCAGAACAAACAAAAUGGGAUCAUGGAGGAAUAGUCUAAUGGCGACAGCAAUAGCUUUGAUAAUGGUGGUGGCUAUGGUGGUGGAUGCCGGAGAUGAUAAGGGGAAAGACAAGGAAGGGUGUACGGAGAAGCUGGUGGGUAUGGCCACGUGUCUUCCUUACGUGCAAGGACAGGCAAAAUCUCCGACGCCAGACUGUUGCUCCGGCCUCAAACAGGUUCUUAAUUCCGACAUGAAGUGUCUUUGUGUGAUCAUCCAAGACAGGAACGAUCCUGAUUUGGGUCUUCAGGUCAACGUUUCUCUCGCUCUCGGUCUUCCUUCUGUUUGCCACGCCACUGCUGACAUUACUAAAUGCCCUGCUUUGCUUCACUUGGACCCGAAAUCUCCGGAGGCCCACGUGUUCUAUCAGCUAGCUAAAGGUCUGAACGAAACCGGCCCAGCCUCUGCUCCCACUGGCUCGGCCCCUGAGCCCACCAGCAUGUCUUCGACCCCAGGAUCCGGUGCUGAAGAAGAAGAUCCAUCGACAAAACCACUUGGAAGAUUGUCUGUGUUCUAUUAUGGAGUUGGACAUAUGCUUAAUGACAUUACUGCUUCUUGUUGGUUCACUUACCUCCUCUUGUUUUUAACCCAAAUUGGUCUCUCCCCAAGGGAUGCUGCAAUUGUCAUGCUCUCUGGUCAAGUUGCUGAUGGUUUUGCUACUAUCUUCAUUGGUGAAUUGAUUGAUAGAUUUGGGCAUUUCAAAAUUUGGCAUGCUGCAGGAUCUCUAUUAGUUGCUAUCUCAUUUUCCUCUGUUUUUGGCGGUUGUUUGCCUUGUUCACUCCUCCAUAGUAACUCUUCAACUAUCGAAACAUUAUCGUACAGUAUGUUUGCAGCUAUCUUCAAUAUUGGAUGGGCUGCUACUCAGGUUUCUCACAUGGCUAUGGUUAAUUGCAUUACAUUGAAUUCAACAAGCAGAGUAGCACUAACAAGCUCCCGUAAUGCGUUUAGCAUGGUUGCUAAUUUAGGCUUAUACGCGAUUGCUUUAGUUGUAUUUGGUGUUAGCGAAGCCGUGACAAAAGAAAAUACCGAAACUCAGUAUCGUUGGAUUGCUUAUUCAUCCAUCACCGUUGGCUGCUGCUUUGUGGUCAUAUUUCUUAUGGGGACAAAGGAACCAAGGAUGAAGAUAAAUUUAAGAGAGACUAGCCGAUCAAGAAUACCAUGGUCUUAUUGGUUCCGUAAAAUUCUAUACUAUCAAGUUGCUAUGGUUUAUCUCCUCACUCGACUAGUAUUGAAUGUUUCACAGGCAUAUCUUGCAUUCUUUGUUAUUGACGAUUUGCAAAUGGCUCAAUCGGCUAAAGCUCUGAUUCCCGCAAUAAUCUACAUAUGCAGCUUCGUUGUAUCGGUUAUGCUUCAGGAGAUUCCUUGGAAUGGAAAACGCCUCAAGGCAUAUUAUUGUGCGGGUGGUAUUAUGUGGAUAUUCUGCGGUAUAUCAAUCCUCUUAUUGCCCAGAAGCAUUAACUCUUACAUGUAUGCGAUCUCUGUCUUUAUCGGCAUCGCAAAUGCAUUAAUGCUGGUGACAGCAAUUAGUAUGCAGAGUGUGUUGAUUGGUUCGGAACUCGGUGGAUGUGCUUUCGUCUGUGGGUCAUUAAGCUUCUUAGACAAAAUGUCAUGUGGGCUUGCCUUAUAUGUUCUUCAGUCACAUCAAGGCACUUCACCAAAGGUCGAUGUAAACAUCAAAGAAUAUUUUUACUUCUCGGUGACCAGAUAUGGGUUAGGACUUGUUCCAGCUGUAUGCUCGCUUGUUGGAGUUGUUGUAACAUAUUUUAUGGAACUCGAUAGCACAAUUCUAAAGCCUUUGUGUCAACCGCUACUACUAGAAUGAACAGAAGGAAGAUACGCAACGCCUCUGGUCUGGUAAACACAUAUAGCUCAAACUUGGUUAUUGUUUGACAGUAAUAUGUUUCAGUCUGCUAAUUAUUUGUUCAAUUCAAAAGGAUAGGUUUAUAUCACACUGCGACAGGCAAAACAUUUGUACAAGAAUUACUUCAAGUCAUUAAAAAUUAAUGCAAGUUGAUUUUUAUCAUGUUAUCUGUUCUUUAAUCGCUUUCUUCACUGAAUCUUCCUUGUCUGAUACCCUGAAGAUUUAUAAAGAAUGAGUCUUUGU
This is a messenger RNA of Arabidopsis arenosa, 2187 nucleotides long. The record is from the annotation of a GenBank genome assembly. NCBI's taxonomy places the organism in Eukaryota, Viridiplantae, Streptophyta, Magnoliopsida, Brassicales, Brassicaceae.